Thermochaetoides thermophila DSM 1495 is the source of this 1365-nucleotide messenger RNA. Its product is annotated as dehydrogenase-like protein. NCBI's taxonomy places the organism in Eukaryota, Fungi, Ascomycota, Sordariomycetes, Sordariales, Chaetomiaceae. The record is from RefSeq and is a predicted model, not a curated record. Bases 1 to 1365 code for a protein of 454 amino acids. The transcript has 4 exons. Gene Ontology annotation, molecular function: flavin adenine dinucleotide binding; oxidoreductase activity, acting on the CH-CH group of donors.
AUGUCGGCUCACAUUCCCGCUGCUGUCCGUCACAAGGUCAGCGAGAGGGCAAAGAAGACCCUCGACCUUGUUGCUAAGUUCGUUGAGGAGGACUGCAUUCCCGCCGAUGCUGUCUUCGAGGCCCAGAUCGGCGUCGGUGACGCCCGGUGGCAGUCUCACCCUCAGAUUCUCGAGGACCUGAAGAAGAAGGCCCGGUCACUUGGGCUCUGGAACAUGUUCCUGCCGGUUGGCCACUACAAGGAGUCUCCCGGCUUCACCAACCUCGAGUACGGCCUGAUGGCCGAGUGGCUGGGCAAGUCCCGCAUCGCCUCUGAGGCCGUUAAUUGCGCUGCCCCCGACACGGGCAACAUGGAGGUGUUAGCCAAGUACGGUAAUGAGCAGCAGAAGGCCAAGUGGCUAAAGCCCCUUAUGGACGGCGUGAUCCGGUCGGCCUUUCUCAUGACGGAGCCUCAGGUCGCUUCGUCAGACGCCCGCAACAUCGAGAUGAAGAUUGAGCGCGAUGGCGACUACUAUGUUCUGAACGGCCAGAAAUGGUGGUCCAGCGGUGCCGGUGACCCGCGUUGCAAGAUCUACGUGGUCAUGGGCAAGAGCGAUCCCAAGAACCCCGACCCUUACAAGCAGCAGUCCGUCAUCCUGGUGCCGGCCGACACCCCCGGCAUUACCAUCCAUCGCAUGCUCUCGGUCUACGGUUACGACGAUGCCCCUCACGGCCACGGUCACAUCAGCUUCAAGAACGUCCGCGUCCCGAAGGAGAAUCUCGUCCUUGGCGAGGGUCGCGGUUUCGAGAUCAUCCAGGGCCGUCUCGGCCCCGGCCGUAUCCACCACGCCAUGCGCACCAUUGGUGCUGCUGAGCGCGCUCUCGAGUGGAUGCUGGCUCGCAUCAACGACCCGGCCAAGACCCCCUUCGGCAAGCAGCUGCGCGAGCACGGCGUCAUCCUCGAGUGGGUUGCCCGCUCGCGCAUUGAUAUCGAUGCCGCUCGCAUGGUCGUCCUCAACGCCGCCAUCCGCAUGGACGAAGAAGGCCCCAAGGCUGCUCUGAAGGAGAUUGCUCAGGCCAAGGUUCUUGCUCCCAAGGUCGCCCUUGAGGUUAUUGACCGUGCUGUCCAGUCAUUUGGCGGUGCCGGUGUCAGCCAAGACACACCUCUCGCCAACAUGUGGGCUCAGAUUCGCACCCUGCGGUUGGCUGAUGGCCCCGAUGAGGUGCACCUGCGCCAGAUGGGCCGUAACGAGAGCCGCAAGGGCAAGGAGAUUGCUGCCAAGAUUGCCCGACAGAAGGCCAAGACCGAGGAACUGAUGAAGCAGUACGGGGCGAAGAAGCAGGAGCUCGGUGCUAACAUUCAGGCGACGCGGUAUGGGAAGAACUAG